Messenger RNA from Rotaria sp. Silwood2, 714 nucleotides. NCBI's taxonomy places the organism in Eukaryota, Metazoa, Rotifera, Eurotatoria, Philodinida, Philodinidae. The record is from the annotation of a GenBank genome assembly.
CAUGGGUGUGGGUGUGGGCGUGGGCGUGGGCGUGGGCGUGGGCGUGGGCGUGGGCGUGGGGGUGGGUGUGAGUGUGGGUGUGGACUAUGAUAUAAUGAGGCCCCACCCACACCCACACCGGCACCCACACUCGCACCUACACCCACACCCACAUCCCACACCCACACCCGCACCUACACCCACACCCACAUCCCACACCCACACCCACACCCGCACCUACACCCACACUAGUCUGGACACGAGAAAGGUGAGGAUCUAAAAUUGAGAUUUUUGAUUUUGGCGUCCUUUAUCGAUGACUUCGUUAUUAUGAUGAUCCAAAUUGUAAUCAAUCAAAUUGUGCACAUAUAUCUAUUCGAACAUCUACAGUAAUGCCAAUGUCAAUAAAAUUAAUAAUUAUUGAAUGCCUUGAUAAUACACGUCCAUUAAAAGACUAAAUUGAAGAAUCUUAUAGAAAUUCUUAACGAUAUAUUAUUUUACAAUGUUAAAAUUCAAGAAAACUUUAUCAAGAUUAUGUUACAAAUGUAUUUCAAAAUAGUUGGAUCAACACAAGAAACAACAAAUAAUACAAUAAUGGAUGCUGAAUUAUUUAUUACUUUAACAAAAGCUCAAGUUCUAGAAGAAUUUAAUCGUAUUCAAUCUGUUAUAUCAGCUGAUUUACUUCGACAUGCUUGCUUUCAAAAAAUAGCUAGUUCACACGAAGAAUAUCAUACAUAA